This is a messenger RNA of Mytilus californianus (California mussel), 3512 nucleotides long. RefSeq names its product torsin-1A-interacting protein 2-like. The coding region runs from base 213 to 1334 and encodes 373 amino acids. NCBI's taxonomy places the organism in Eukaryota, Metazoa, Mollusca, Bivalvia, Mytilida, Mytilidae. The record is from RefSeq and is a predicted model, not a curated record. The transcript has 2 exons. Gene Ontology annotation, biological process: membrane organization. Gene Ontology annotation, cellular component: membrane. Gene Ontology annotation, molecular function: ATPase activator activity.
UAUUUAGUAUAGUGACUUUACAACAAAAUCUACAAAAAGCUAUGUUUUACUUUUUCUCUAGUGACGUCUAAAAGAGUAUCUCUUUCCCCUCAAAAAUCCAAAAAAGAUUAUAUCUUUCUGAAACACAAAAUGCAUUUACCUUUUAUAUAUCUAGUGGAUGCCAGGCCUUAAAACUUCUCCAACUGGACAGAUUCAUCUGAUGCUAAAAAAAAAUGCCACCCAAACAAUACAACUUAAGGUCUUCUCCAAAACCUAGGGAGCCAAUACAUGCAACAAGAUCACCUAAACCACAUGAAACUAUGCAGAAAAAUUAUUCCAAUGUUGAGUCUGAGGAAGAGAAUGGUACUGAUUUAGAGGAUGAAGAUAUGGAUAUAACUGAUUCAUCUUACAAGUCUCAUAAAUCAUCAGUCAAUAGGAGCUUAAAUUCAUCAAAAGAACAUACCCCUGAAAAAGCUAGAAAGACACCGCAAAAUAGACAGUAUAAAAGUGGAGAUAAGCAAGAUGAUCAUGAGCAAGACACACCAGAUUCUAUCAAAAAACAAAAACUGGAAAGACCGAUAAAUAAAGUAAAAUCAGAAAAGAGUAAUAAUACAUAUUGUGGAUCUUAUUUUCUUUUUGUUGCUUGUUUUUUGGCACUUGUAGGUGUUAUAUGUUUUCACAUAUCAGAUGAAACUUCAACACCACCAGAUAAUCGUAAUUUACUGGAAAAAUUUAAUGCCGAUAUGAAAGACUUUCAGUCAAUGUUUCCAGCACAGAGUAGAAGGUUUUUAAAAAUAAUAAGAGUCAGUCUCAAAAGGAUUAUAGUAGAAAAUAAUCCGGAUUAUCCUGCUAUAUUAUUAUUGGUGGCUCCAUCUGGUUCUAAAUCAUCAGCAACUGGUACAUGUAUAGCUAAACAGUUAACCAAAAAUAUGAAUACAUUGUUUAAUGUGACCUCUGCCAGGGUAAUAAAUAUUCCAAAUGAUAUAAGACAUAACAAUCCAGAUGAUGAAAAGAAAGAUUUAGACAAUAAGAUUAAAGAUAGUUUUCAGCACGAACAUAUUAGGAGUCUAGCAGUUGAUCACUUUGAACAGCUUUCUCCUAGAGCUUCGCUUCUCUUUCAUGGUUACUGCGAUGGUGACAAUGCUCCCUUUAAAAAUGUAGCUAUAGUAUUUAUACUUCAUACAGAGUUAGAUAAGGAUGUACUUCAGCAAGAUUCCAGAUUAAUUGAUGACCACUUGAGAAAGUUGUGGUCCAGUUCUGAAUAUCCAUUAGAUCAAGAUAAAAUUGAUCCGUUGAUAGCCAGAGUCGCUAAUAAUGCUGCAGUGAUAACAGAAGAAGAAAAUUUGAAAUGUUAGUAAUUGAAAAACUUACUGUUUAAACUAAUUUGGAGACCAAGGCAUCACCUGUCUAAUUAGUCAUUAUUUAUUUGCACAAAACACAUCUUUGCAAGCCAAGGAUUACGAUCUGCUCCUCUUGAGCUCCCCUUGGCUAGCAAAGAUGACAAAACAAUACCGUAGGGGUAUUUAUUUGCCUAAAAAUUUAAAAUUAAAUGGCAAAGGAGAAUACAUGUAAAUACAUAAGUAAAUAUUAUAAUACUAAAUAUUAAUUAUUCAUUAUUAAUUUGCAAAUGUAAUUUUUAUACGCCCGUUUACGGGACGUAUUAUGGUAUACCGUUGACCGUCUGUCCAUCCGUCUGUCGUACCGUCUGUCCAUCCGUCCGUCAUCAACAUGUCGGACAUUAACUCAAAAAUGCUUUACCCAAUUUGCAUAAAACUUUGGUGAAUUGUAUAUAUCUAUUGAUGUAAGCUCCCUUUCGUUUUUCAUAAAUUUUAGAUUUUACGUUUCAGAGAAAUGGGGUUUUAUUCAUUAUAAAAAGGGGGGGGUUUCCAGUUUUCGGACAAUAACUAAAAAAUGCUUUCUCCAAUUUGCAAGAAACUUUGGUCAAUUGUUUUUAUCUUUUGACAUAAGCUCCCUUUCGAUUUUUAUAAAUUUUAGAUUUUACGCUUUGGAGUUAUAGGGUUUUAUUCAUUAAAAAAAGGGGGAUUUUCCAGUUUUCGGACAAUAACUCAAAAAUGCUUUCAGCAGUUCUCAUGAAACCUCGGUAAAAUGUUUAUAUCUAUUGAUGUAAGCUCCCUUUUGAUUUAUAUAAAUUUAGAUUUUUCGUUUCCAAGUUAUGGAGUUUUAUUCAUUAAAAAAAGGGGGAUUUUCCAGUUUUCGGACAAUAACUCAAAAAUGCUUUCAGCAGUUCUCAUGAAACCUUGGUGAAUUAUUGUUUAUAUCUAUUGAUGUAAGCUCCCUUUUGAUUUUUAUAAAUUUUAGAUUUUUCGUUUCCGAGUUAUGGGGUUUUAUUCAUUAAAAAAAGGGGGAUUUUCCAGUUUUCUGACAAUAACUAAAAAAUGCUUUCAGCAGUUCUCAUGAAACUUUGGUGAAUUGUUUAUAUCUAUUGAUGUAAGCUGCAUUUUGAUUUUUAUAAAUUUUAGAUUUUACGUUUCCGAGUUAUGGGGUUUUAUUCAUUAAAAAAAGGGGGAUUUUCCAGUUUUUUGACAAUACCUUUAAAGUGCUUUGAGCAGUUCUCAUGAAACUUUGGUGAAUUGUUUAUAUCUAUUGAUGUAAGCUGCCUUUUGAUAUUUAUGAAUUUUAGAUUUUAUGUUUUUCCGAGUUAUGGGGUUUUAUUCAUUAAAAAAAGGGGGAUUUUCCAGUUUUUUGACAAUACCUUUAAAGUGCUUUGAGCAGUUUUCAUUAAACUUUUGUGCCAGGUUUAUAUCUAUUAAGAUAACCUCCCUUUAUUUGUUUAUAGUCUGACAACAGAUUUACUAAGUAUUGCGCAACAGCACAAUGUAUUGCACAACAGCAAGAAAUCUUUAAUUGGAUAUAAAUUCAAUUCAUUUAACCAAUUUCAAGUUCUUUGACUACAUUUAUUCAGAAACCUAUAAUAUGUCAAAUAUUUAAUUACAAUCCAAAUUCAGACCUGUAUCAAGCUUGAAUAGUGUGUCCAUUUUUGCCCCAACUGUUCAGGGUUGGACCUCUGCAGGCUUAUCCAGCUGCGCUCAGCGAAGCAGUUUUUUCGUUCCCUGUAACAGCUAGUUCUUGCAAAUGUAAUACUUGCGAUUUCAAUCCAGUGGCAGCAACAAUGAUGAUGUAACAGUAUUGGAAUUGGUAUACUGCCUUCAGAGUUUUAAAAGGUAGAAAAGCUCAAUAGCCCAAAUCUGAUAAUAAGAAGUUUCUGUCUUGGUUUUGUCCAUUUCUUUGAUCUCUUUUCUAAUGGGUAAAUGACUGCAAUUUUUUUGUUGAAUAUAUGAUCUUUUAAUUGAAAUGCUUUUUCUAAAUAGCCCUGGUGUUAAAUAUAUUCAGUGUAAAUUAGUAAUAAAAUCUUUCAAAUAAAGAAAUGAUAUAGAAGCUUAGCUUAUAUUGAAUAAUUUAUAUAUCAUUAUUCUAAUUGUUAAUACAUGUAUGUUAUGUUUAUAUAUAUUGUCAUUAUAAUUUCUUCUGUUUCAAUUUACAUGGUUUAAAAAUUAAAAAGAAUUGUUGCCAUA